AUGGAGGAAGACGAAUCUCCCACCCGUCGCAAAGCGGCGAUCGAGAUCCCUCUCCGGUCAGAGCGAAAGUAUGUCCCCGGCUCAGGGCCCGCCCCCCCUCAGAUCUCGCUCCUUCCUGUUCACGACUCGACCGGUUACAUAAUCGACCAGUUUGUCCUUCCCACGGAUCAGGACAUGAAGCCAGAUUCUCGCCGUCUACUUCACUAUCACAUUGGCUUCACCGACCUGCCUGCGGCGAAGCUACUUGUGCCUUGCCACAAGGUGCUCGACUACAUCUCCCCGCGCGAGCUCGAGGAGUGGGAGUCCCGCAAUUUUGAGAGACUCGACGCACAGAGAAAGACAGCAGAGUUGGCUCUGAAAGAGAAAAAAAUGGCAAAGAAGAAGGCCGCCGAGGCCGCCGCCAUUGCUGAAGGCAAACGACCAGUCGGCAGACCCCCCAAAACCAAACCCCGCGACUCUCGCUCGCCCGCUUCGACCACCCAAGCGAGUGAAGCCCUCACCAUGGUAGAGCAGGUAGCUGGACCGUCUCUUUCAACACCGAAGAAGAGAAAACUGAGCAUGGCAUUGGAGAGGGAGGACACGGUUAGUGACGUGGAGUCCGACGAAGCCGCCAUCCAAAGACAACUGCAUCCAGAUUUUGUGAAUGAUCAAGAGUGGCAGCUCCGCGACGCGGAAGAGGGUCAAUGGGCCGGAAAGUCUGAAGCAGAGCCAAUCGGUCAGUCUGGUCUACCUUCCUUCGAAACAUCAGGUGCCGAGACAUCGCAAGCCAGCAGUUUGGCACCAUCCCGGCGAGGUGUGCUACCUCCUCUCUCACAGCCAUUGCCACCUGGACGGAAAGAGACGCCCAUCCCCCCACCAAAUCUCAAUUUGCAUUCUCUCCCAUCGAAGGCCAAAACAGGCGUCACGGCGAUUCCUAGACCGAAACAAACGCCCAUUCCUCCUCCUAUUCCAGGACAGACAUCAGGUCUUUCUACUAAACCUAAACACAAACCUGCAGCUCCGGCACAGACGUGCCCAGCUAUUCCUGGAAACAUUCACCCGGUUUUCGCUGCGGCUUUUGGCGCACGCACCGAAGCAAAGGUUGGGUCUCGGAACGGUGCGGCAGAUCCCAAGACACCCAAGUCAACUCCUGCUAAAUCACAUGGAACGCAGCAGUCGAAGACGUCUACUCCAGCUCGGCGAGCUGAGCCGCUCAAGAUCGCCCAAUGGACCCCAGUGGCCGUGAGCCGGGGUCGUUUCAGCCGAACUACCCCCGGCUCCUCCUCCACCGCAUCGGUAUCCCAAGAUCAAACCCAAGAGACUGGAUCCCAGAAAAGCGAAAAGAAGGCGCCUAAACCAAGGAAGCGAAAGGCACCAGCAUCACAGGAAGAGGUCUACGAUGUUAAGGAGCUCCUAGACGACCGGUGGAUCACCGAGGAAGGAAAGAAGACACACAAAUACCUCGUCCUCUGGGCGGGUCAGUGGCCGGAAGGCCAGAAUCCCACUUGGGAGCCGGCGGACAACAUUGAGGAUAAGGAGCUCAUCCGCCAGUAUCACGAGAAGAAAGCCUUGGGCAUAGUGAGGCCGCCUCCUAAGAAGAUGCAAAAGACUUUGCGUUCUUAUAUCCUGACGGGGAAGCAGUACAGCUCCGUUGCUGAAGCUUUUGAGGACGGUCUCGACGUGGUAGAACCCAGAAAUCAUCAGGGGAACGAUGAGGAGGAUGUGAACAUGGACAAGGAGGAGUUCCUCAAGGUGGUGGAUAAUCUCCAUCCGCAGUAUGCGAAGAGCUUGAGCUUUCAUGUCAAGAAGGAGAAGGAGGGAGGGGGUGCGAGUGGCAAGGUGGUCGACGCAUCGUUCUCGGCGUUUGAUGCCAGUCUUGCUCGGUAUCAACAGAGCUUUAAUGGUGCGCCUCGUGGAGCUUUUUAG
Messenger RNA from Podospora pseudocomata, 1905 nucleotides. RefSeq lists its product as uncharacterized. NCBI's taxonomy places the organism in Eukaryota, Fungi, Ascomycota, Sordariomycetes, Sordariales, Podosporaceae. The transcript has a single exon. Bases 1 to 1905 code for a protein of 634 amino acids. The record is from RefSeq and is a predicted model, not a curated record.